UCCCCGCGCCCGCCGCGCCCCGGCGUGCGCGAGCGGCCGCCAGGAUGCGCUACGCGGACCCCUCGGCGAACCGGGAUUUGUUGGGGAACCGAACUUUACUCUUCAUUUUCAUCUGCGCCUUCGCCUUGGUGACCUUGCUGCAACAGAUCUUGUACGGCAGAAACUAUAUCAAAAGGUACUUUGAAUUUUACGAGGGCCCGUUUGAAUAUAACUCCACGAGAUGCCUGGAGCUGAGGCACGAAAUCUUGGAAGUGAAGGUGCUGUCCAUGGUGAAGCAGUCGGAGCUGUUCGACAGAUGGAAGAGCCUGCAGAUGUGCAGAUGGGCGAUGAAUAUCUCUGAAGCCAACCAGUUCAAGUAUCUGUGA
This is a messenger RNA of Leptonychotes weddellii (Weddell seal), 365 nucleotides long. The record is from RefSeq and is a predicted model, not a curated record. NCBI's taxonomy places the organism in Eukaryota, Metazoa, Chordata, Mammalia, Carnivora, Phocidae.